GGGAGGCGGCGGCGGCGCGGCGGGACGGGGAAGAUGGCGGCGGCGGCGGAGGAGGCGGCGGCGGUGGCGGCGGGGCGGCGCUGAGGAGGCCCGAGGCGGGCUGAGGAGUGGCGGGGCGGGCGGGCGGGGGCCCAUGUGCGGCGGCGGCGGCCCCCCCCCGCCCCCCACUACCGGCGGCGGCGGCGGCCCCUUCGCAACCAGGCGCCGCUGAGGCGGCUCCGCCGGCGCAGAGCGAGCGCGGCCCCGGCCCGGCGGCAGGAUGAAGUUCGCCGAGCACCUCGCGGCGCACAUCACGCCGGAGUGGCGGAAGCAGUACAUCCAGUAUGAGGCUUUGAAAGAGAUGCUAUACGCAGCUGUGGACCAGGCCCCUUCUAUAGAAGACACAGAUGAGGACACAGUGAAAAGGUGUUUUGCCACGUUUGAAGAGAAGUUCUUCCAAACCUGUGAGAAAGAACUUGCCAAAAUCAACAUUUUCUAUUCAGAAAAGCUCGCCGAAGCCCAGCGCAGGUUUACGACUCUUCGGACGGAGUUACAAUCCACUUUGGACGCCCAGAAAGAAGCCAGCGGGGCUUCCACGCUGCCGCGGCGCAGAAAGCCCGUCUUCCACCUGUCCCACGAGGAGCGUGUCCAGCACAGGAACAUCAAGGACCUGAAAUUGGCCUUCAGCGAGCUCUACCUCAGCCUCAUCCUCCUGCAGAACUACCAGAACCUGAACUUCACCGGCUUCCGCAAGAUCCUGAAGAAGCAUGACAAGAACCUGGAGACGACACGGGGGGCAGAAUGGCGGGUGGCCGAGGUGGAGGUGGCGCCUUUCUACACCUGCAAGAAGAUCAACCAGCUUAUCUCCGAAACAGAGGAAGUGGUGACCAACGAGUUAGAAGAUGGAGACAGACAGAAAGCUAUGAAACGUUUGCGUGUUCCACCCUUAGGAGCAGCUCAGCCUGUCCCAGCCUGGACAACAUUCAGGGUUGGAUUGUUCUGUGGGCUGUUCAUUGCACUCAACGUCACUGUCAUACUUUCAGGUGUGGCUUUUAUAGAUGGACCAAAUGUGUGGCCACUGGUGAGAAUCUAUCGAGGUGGCUUUCUCCUGAUAGAAUUCCUCUUUCUCCUGGGUAUCAACACGUACGGCUGGAGACAGGCUGGGGUGAAUCACGUCCUCAUCUUCGAACUCAAUCCCCGCAGCAACUUGUCCCAUCAACAUCUCUUUGAGAUUGCUGGUUUCCUGGGGGUUUUGUGGUGCCUGAGCCUGCUGGCAUGUAUAUAUGGUAAAUUCACCUACAUCCCUAUGCAGGUGAACCCACUCAUCUUGUACGGCUUCAUGUUGCUUUUUCUCAUCAACCCUACCAAAACCUUUUAUUACAAGUCCCGGUUUUGGCUGCUCAAACUAUUGUUUCGAGUGUUCACUGCUCCCUUCCACAAGGUAGGCUUCGCAGAUUUCUGGCUGGCUGAUCAGCUCAACAGCCUGGUCGUGAUACUCAUGGAUCUGGAAUACAUGAUCUGCUUCUACAGCUUUGAGGUUCAGUGGGAGGACAAUGCUGGACUUCUGGCAAAUACAGAUAAUCAGAUUUGUUACAGCUACUCCUACGGAGUGAGAGCCGUUGUCCAGUGCAUCCCUGCUUGGUUGCGAUUCAUCCAGUGCCUGCGCCGUUACCGUGAUAACAAACGGGCCUUUCAUCUGGUUAACGCUGGAAAAUAUUCCACCACCUUCUUCGUGGUGACAUUUGCAGCCCUCUACAGCACUCAUAAAGCUAAAAACCACAGUGACACCCAAGUGUUCUUCUACCUGUGGAUUAUCUUCUAUUUCAUCAGCUCAUGCUAUACCCUAAUUUGGGACCUGAAGAUGGACUGGGGUCUCUUCGACAAAAAUGCUGGUGAAAAUACCUUUCUUCGAGAAGGAAUUGUCUACCCACAGAAAGCAUACUACUAUUGUGCCAUUGUAGAAGAUGUCAUCCUGCGUUUUGCGUGGACCAUCCAGAUCUCCCUCACUUCCAUGCAAAUCUUUCCGUACGCUGGGGACAUCAUUUCGACUGUAUUUGCCCCACUUGAAGUAUUCCGGCGAUUUGUGUGGAACUUCUUCCGUCUGGAGAACGAGCACCUGAACAACUGUGGUGAGUUCCGUGCCGUGAGGGACAUCUCCGUGGCACCGCUCAACGCCGAUGACCUGACGCUCUUGGAUCAGAUGAUGGACCAGGAGGAUGGUGUACGAAACCGCCGCAAGAACAAGCAGUGGAAGCGCAGCCAGAGCGUGUCCUUGCGCAGACCUCGCCUUGCUUCACAGUCCAAGGCUUCUGACACCAAGGUAUUGAUAGACGACCUAGCGAAUGAAGCGAACACAUGAGAUGGCUGUGGUCUCCGAUGCCGCCUCCUUUGUUUUCUCGUUCUGUUCCCCUCUUCCCCAAGUAACCCGGUCUCUGGUACAGUUCCAGCUGAAAACAGGAGAAAACACUGAACACAUUUUCCGAGCUCUUCCAGACCAGAUCCUAUGGACUCCAACAAGCUCACUGUGUUUCGUUUCUUUUCUUCUGGGUUAAUUUUAAUGUUCUAUUUAAAAAAAAAAAAAAAAAAGAAAGAAAAAAAAAAGAAAUAAAAUAUUUUACUUUGUUUUGCCAAUAAAGAGGACAGUUCAGGAAAGAAGGAUUGUUUACAGUCUCAACAAGGACAUACAAACCUAUCUGGAUAACGAAGCAUCGUAGGGACUCCCUCAUGGGACAGUGCCGAGAGCACCUUCGGUUUCUGCUUGGCCCGGUUUUGACUGGUUGAAACCGGACUUAAGUUUUUAAACCUGAUGUUUUUGGUUUUGUUUUGGGUUUUUUUUUCUUCAUAUCCAGCGCUGAGGCACUGGCUGCACUUGCAGGGAAAGUGCACUUAGAGCAGUAUCUUCAUUCAUGAAGCUACUUUUUAAUUUGAUGUAACUUUUCUUAUAAUUUUUUGGAAAAUAUGAUGUAUCUGUUGCAUAUAGUUUUCACAUUAUUUAUGAAACUUAACAACCAUAUGAGAGUGAUUUUGAGUCCUGUGCAAUCACGGUUGUAAACGGUAAAACAAAGCCAGGAAUGUACAUCUGGAUCUCCAGGGUUGUGGGGUGAUGCCCUGCGAAUACCCCUCGCGUGAGACAUCUUGCACCUCUGUUUACCUUUUCUCUCUUUCUUUCUUUUCUGUUUUAUUUUAAACCAAAGUUUCUCUUUCUGUUCGAUGCCAACUUUCCGUGCAGACGAUCCUAAAGGCCCUUUUGAAAGAAGUUGGGUCCUACCAACAGUGCAAAAACUAGGCGAACUAAGGCUUCAGAACUGCGUUCUCCGGAUCAAAAAACAACAUUUUUCAAAGCCUUAAUAGAUGGCGUGAGGGCACCCCUGUAGCGAGCAGGGACAUUUCCUGGUGUUCUCCUGCAGAAGUGGAGCGGGACGGGGCGAGGAGGUGAUGGAUUCCAUGAGCAGUUGCGCAGGGAUGGGAUUUUGGGAGCGGUUGUGCAUUGGAGAGCUGUCGGGGAGCAUGGAAAAGAUGGUGUUGUGCCAACAAGAAGCCGGGAGGAGACCUGUUUUUGAAUUUCACCGAAGGUGAAAUUCAAAAACAGGUCUCCUCCCGGCUUCUUGUUUGGCAAAACCCUCUGUUGGGCGCAAUCCCGGCACCCUAGUUUGCAUGAUGGAAUUGCAGGAAUCCCUGCUCAGCUGCUGUCGGGUGGUUAUUUUUGUUUUAUCAUUAGCUAAUAGCAUGGUUUCUUACACAACCGGUACGUUGCAUUUUUCUCAGUUUGCCUGCUGUGCCUCUUGCCCAGAGGAGCUGAAGAAGGAAACCUAAUUCUCUGAGUUUAAUUUGGAUUUGAUUAGGCGGCGGCGGACCCGUGCCAGGCUGAGGGCAGCGCUGCAAACCUGUAACCACCUGCAUUUCUAUGACGUGCUCUUGGCUUAUAAAGGGACCUGCAGGGAGAUGCCUCCGUGUGUGGGUGGUGGAGGAGCUUGUGUGUGAUGUGGUGCUUCUCGCAGCUCCUGUGUCCAUCUGCUCUGGCGGGGAGGGCUCUGGACUAGCAGGAGUUGUGGUGCAUCACCCCUUUGGAGCCUGUUUUCCCAUCUUUAACCCCUUUAGGUCUUUCGUUCUUGCUUAAACAGAAGGUUCCCGUUCACAUGGAAGCGGAGCCUGAGAUAUAAAGCCCAUUAAAAUAUUUCCGUUUCCGAACUUGCGUUGCAGCGGUUGUUGACAUUUCCAGACCUCGCGUAGGUGUUUCCAACAAGAGCGGUGGGAGAGGAGAGAAGCCAGACCUUCAGGAGGGCAAUCCAAAAUAAACCAGUGCUGUUCCUUGAACAGGUGGUUCUUUACAAAAAGAAGCAGAGUUUACUGGUAAUUCAUCCUUUUAGAGGGAAGGGAAAAAUACAGAGAGACAUUUGGAAGGGAUGGGGAGAGCAGGGCAUGGUUUGGGUGGGCUGUGUCCCACCUGCGCCAUCCAACCGUCUGCUUCCCAACCUGGUGGGGAGGGUCAAGUCACAAGUAAUUAAAUGCCUAUUCUGUAGUUUAUCAAAGCCCAUGGGGAAACAAGAAUUCAGUCUGUCCAUCUGCUCUGCUCCUUGCUCUGCGUUCUCCCUUCCCUUUUUCUGUCUUUGCUCGCAGGAGAAAUAAGAAAAAGGGUGGUGACAUGCUACAGCUAGCAAAUGUUAUCUCCUAAAAUAAAACAUCGUCCCUUUUGGCAGUGAAGAUGCUCUCUAGGAGGAAAGGAGCCUGAAUUCCUGGAGGCUUUUGGAGGCUCCCAGCUCCCCAGUCCUGUAUCUGCAUGUUCCCUCCCUCCCUCCCUGAGAUUUCUGAGAAAUCAGACGUGCAGAUUUCUCCUGAGAGCGAGCACUAAAUCUGGGAUGGCUCCGCAUCUCUGAGAACAUCUGGCCAAUAAAGGGGAGACCUAACGAAGCCGAGCAGAUGGUGAGAGAAAAUGAUGAGAGAAAAUGACCCCAUCCCUCCUUACGAGUGGCCUGGGGUGGCUUCCUUCUGUGAGCAGGUUUUGCUAAGGGGUGUUUGGAAACACUCCUGGAGGGAGGAGAGCAGAGUUAAAAAGAGUUUUUAUUUUUCUUUAAUCCAGCGUUUUAGCUGCUGGGAUGUAGCUGGAUGGAAAGUGGAAGCUCAGACAGGUCUGUGCUCUGCCUGCUGUGAAGCUUUCGGGUGCUGAGCUCUCCCCUCUUCUUGCGAGUCAGUGCAGAGGUUGUGGCUGCGUUUGGCUCAGGAUGGCAUGGAAGCCGCUUUUGGCUGGCAGGAACCUUUGCAGAUGGAGAUGCAGAGGAGAUGCCACAGUGUGGCCGGUGACUUCUGGAGAUUCCCUUUGAACUUGCUUCAUGCUGAUGUCCCUGCUGCUUUCCAUCCUUCCUGCUCUUCCAGGGUUUUUUGGGGUUGCAGGGGGUUUGGAUUUGCAGCAUCCAGGGUUUAUUUGCUAGUUGGCAUUCGCUGGGUGGCUUUGGGACCUUGUCACCAGCAAUGCCGGGUCCCCCAGCCUGGGGAGGGCUGUGCUGUAUACUGCAGGUGCCCACUCCUGUUCCUCCUCCUUCAGUCGGUGUCUUUGCCGUUUGUCCUAAGCUGAUGGUCUGCAGGGCAAGAGGGAAUGGCCGGCAGCAGCCUUCAGUGUGAAGAUCUUUGACGGGGAGGAAGAGAGUAUUUUGUGGAGUGCGAUCCGGGCUGGGGAGAUGACAGUCCCUGGGGGUUUUACUGCAGAUCUCCCGAGGAGCCAGGGACAUGGCAAAAAGCCUUCGAGCUUUGCCUGCGGUUUGAACAGCCGAGUGAUUUUGGCCUUACCCUGCGAGGAUGCUGCCGCAUGCUGCUUGCCUGACUCUGGCAUGCACCCCAGGUUUUUGGGGCGUUUGUGGACCUGACGUCAGGCCUUCGCGCUGGGAUGUGCCCCGGGACUGGGACACGACCCGGGUCCCCCUGGGAACACAAAAGCCACUUUGGUCACACGCUGCAUCCUGGCCCUGUGUCCUCCCUCCUCUUCUCCACCGUUCUGCUUUGCACUCGCAGUGGGGAAGAUGAUCUUCUGCCUUAAUUUUUUUUUUUUAAUUUACAUUUUUAUUUCAGAAGGCGAUUGGAUUGCUUUGUCUCCUUGGGAAAGAGGGGCCGGGGCUCCUGAGGGGAAUACUGGAAAAUCCCUGUGGUAACUAUAGCAGUCACGGUUGGGCUCGGUGGCUGUCACCUCAUCAAACAUUGCCUCCCUUCUGUGAUGCUGUCCCAUGGAAUGAGCUGUCAACCCGCCAGCGCUGUGGGGUUACACUGGGGUGUCCGCAUCCCUCGGAGGCUUCGGUCUCUGCUGCAGCAGCCUGGCUGCAAGAGAAAUGUGGUGUUUGCAGGGGGAGGAGAGGAGAGGAGAGGACUGGUGAUAUUUGGUGUACCCAGAUGCUGAUGCCCCAGCCCUGGCCCCAGCACAGCCUUGGAGCGAUGAGCGAGAAGCACCGACCCUGCUUGGGACGAUGCCCCAUGGCCUGACGGUCCCUCAAGCUCUAGAAACCAAAAUUUCAAGCUCUUUGCUCCAGAGGAGAAAAUUGGGCAGCCUGGUAGAACUUGUGGUGACCUCCCCAUCCUGUAGGUCCUGGCAAAGGAUCGGCGACUGGAAGGGACCUGGGGUAGAAAUGCCAAAGUUCCCCCUGGUCCUGCUGCCGCCUUCCUCUCCCCUCCCUGCUGUGUUGGUCUAAAUGAUCUUUCUAUGAAGCCCUGUAGAUGUCAAAAGUAAUUAUGGAGUGUGAUUAGUCCUCUGUGGGUGCUUUCUUUCUUUCUUUCCUCCUUCUUUCUCUUUUGCUAUCCCCUUCUCCACUCUUCUUUUUUGGCUAAGUGGAAAAGGUGAGGACAAAGAAUUGCCGCUUGCUUGGACUCAUGAUGUAUCUGUGACUGCGCUAUUAGCUGUCUCCUCUUUCCUCCCCAAAUGGAUAUAAUUUUUGAAGUGUGGAAUACCCUUCUUGAUAAGUAGGUUUAAAAAAAAAUAAUGCACAAUGUGAUACUGUUUCAUAGUUUCUAGGUGGUUGUAUAAAGCAAAGUUACUGUGAUUGUGUUUUUCAAAGGAAAAAGUGAUUGGUUACGAAAUCUGUCCUUUUUUCAUUAUUACAAGCUCUUUGUUUUCCAAUGA
This is a messenger RNA of Columba livia (rock pigeon), 7078 nucleotides long. RefSeq names its product xenotropic and polytropic retrovirus receptor 1 (gene XPR1). The coding region runs from base 260 to 2338 and encodes 692 amino acids. The transcript has 15 exons. Gene Ontology annotation, cellular component: Golgi apparatus; cytoplasm; plasma membrane. Gene Ontology annotation, molecular function: inositol hexakisphosphate binding. The record is from RefSeq and is a predicted model, not a curated record. NCBI's taxonomy places the organism in Eukaryota, Metazoa, Chordata, Aves, Columbiformes, Columbidae. Gene Ontology annotation, biological process: phosphate ion transport; cellular response to phosphate starvation.